CGGAAAUUGAUGAGGGAUUACUAUUUACGUCCAACAUUGUUUCCCUUUUGAACCACCUGAAACGCUAAGUGACCAGAGCUCUGUUUUGUUUCUAUUUUCAUGACUUUGUGUGUUGUGUUGUAUUGAAUGUUUCUCUCUCCCUCUCUCAUCAUCUAAUCUCGAAUCUCAAUUUCUUCUUUAUUCUUCUUCUUCUCUCUCUCCUCUGUUCUAUCUCUUUCUAACACUCAAGCCUCUCACGGUCACGGGCUCACGGCCAUGGAAGAGAACUCAAGUAAAAAAAAGCUAUCGGAAACUAUGAGCAUACAAGAUACAGUUCUGAAGUUUUUCAGAGUUUACAUACCAAAUCAAACCGCGGAUGACAUGAAUCUACCUUUGGUUUCAGACAAGAUCUCAGGGAAGCCUCUUCCUCGGAAGGUAACUGUUAAAAGUGUGUCCUCGGGGAACAUUUGGAGGAUGGAAAUGAAAGCAAACGGUAACACAGUGUUUCUCCGAGACGGGUGGAAGAAAAUCGUCAAGGACGAGAAUGUGACUGAGCCAAUUUUCUUGGAGUUUGAGUUCGAUGGUUAUGGUGUGUUCCACUUUUGCGUGUACGAGUAUGGUUCAAUGUGUAAAAGGAUGAGAUCUCCAAUGGAAAAAGAAGUGAUUAAAGUGGACAGUGAAGAAGAUGUGCUUGUGGGGAAUGAAGAGAGCACAAAAGGGCUUGAGGAGUCGCCAAGAAGAGGUGGUACAAGUAGAAGACGUGCGAAACUGAAGACUAAGAGUCAUAAGAUUUAUGAACAUCUAGACAACAAACUAAACCCGUCGUUUCCGGUUGAUAUGACUCAAAAUAGAACGCGCAUACCGUCUUUACUUAUAAAGGACUACAACUUGACAUUUCCCAACAUGGUUAUCAUGCGUGACAAGAUUGGCAUAUUGAAGAGAAGAAUCGUGAUUUGGAAGAACAGAUCCGUGUAUCUAAAUGGAAUCGGUAGUAUCAUCCGAAGGAAUCAUGUGAAGCCAGGUAAUGAAGUGGUAUUCGAACUUAAGAUGGUCAAUGGUUAUCACGGUUUGGUUCACGAAAUCAAGGUCCACAUUAUCAAGGCCUGAUCAUAUUCUUACAUGUUGUUCUAUCUUAGAGAAUGUUAAUUGAAAUGUUUAAGUUAUUUAUUUCGUUUAUGACGAACAUUCAAAUGUUCAACAUUAGAUGCAUUUACCACAUUAGUAUACUCACUCAAGUGACUAGUGCCAUCAUCAAAAUGAUCAUUUGACUGAAAAAG
This is a messenger RNA of Arabidopsis thaliana (thale cress), 1256 nucleotides long. Its product is annotated as AP2/B3-like transcriptional factor family protein. Gene Ontology annotation, molecular function: DNA binding. The coding region runs from base 256 to 1086 and encodes 276 amino acids. The transcript is spliced from 4 exons. Gene Ontology annotation, cellular component: nucleus. The record is from RefSeq and is marked reviewed. Lineage: Eukaryota; Viridiplantae; Streptophyta; Magnoliopsida; Brassicales; Brassicaceae.